This is a messenger RNA of Aspergillus alliaceus, 8694 nucleotides long. It is a transcript of the gene atmA, whose product is annotated as DNA-binding protein kinase TEL1. The record is from RefSeq and is a predicted model, not a curated record. The transcript is spliced from 9 exons. Gene Ontology annotation, molecular function: protein serine/threonine kinase activity; protein binding. Gene Ontology annotation, biological process: DNA repair. Bases 1 to 8694 code for a protein of 2897 amino acids. Lineage: Eukaryota; Fungi; Ascomycota; Eurotiomycetes; Eurotiales; Aspergillaceae.
AUGGCAGAAAUCACUCUUGAUAGGACUCUCAUGCUUCUGUCAUCCGAGAAGCAGAGAGAGCGCUCGGAUGGUCUAGCUGAUUUGAAACAUAUACUCCAGCAAAAUAAAAGAAAUUCAAAGCUGAACUCACUGAAUGACAAAGCCUGUCAUAAGAUAUUUGAGUCACUUUUUCGCUUCAUUUCGUCUGAGAAAGCCCUUUAUAAUCGGGCAAAUUCCAAAGGCCCAUCUGCUUCUCGCUUAUCAACAUGUGCAUCUAUUCUACGAGCAACAGUUGAUGUCCUCCUGCAUAAUUUACGAGCCAAGUCUGUUCGUGCAGUUGUUGAUCACAUAACCGAAACUCUACAGGACCCUGGAAGUAGUUUGUUUGAGCUUCUCGGUGUUGAUUACACAAAAUGCUUGACCGCACUGCUUAACUAUCCACCACAUGUUGAGCAUUUGGGGGCUAGCGAAUGGGAGAAAGUAAUGGAAUUUUGUCUCAAUAUCCUGAAGACCCAAGAACAUGAAGAUAGCCGUUCACAUACAGGGAGCGAUCCUCGUUCCACCCUGGACGACUUCUUGGCCCCCAGAGGUACCCCCACACCGUCCAGGUCGACGCCAUCACUUACUUUCAGGGAGAAGACUAAAGGCGAUCAAAGUGCAAUCAGUGAAGCCAUAAUCUGUAUUCAACUGCUAACUGCAAGUGUCAAUGCUCCGAUUCAAGAACCCGCUGCAAGGAUCCUUCACGGGCUAGUGAAUUUUGUCAAGUUGUCGCCCAUUGCUGGAAGUGGACAUCAGACUGCAUUCAAUAGCAUUAAUUCGGUGGCCACGAGAGUGUUGUUUGACCAGUCUGAGCUGGUUCAAAGCAUACUACUGGAUUUAAUACCCGUAAUUUGUCACCUGUGGGCUACCAAACUCGUAGGGUUGAAAGACGAAUUGCUUGUCACCAUCAUAGUUUGCGUUGUUCUCUUGCGCGCAACAGCUCGACGGGAGCCAUCAGGACUGCUGAAUCGCUCGAUUGAAGACCUCUUGGAUGCUUUGUAUACAGAAUACAUCAAACGACCAGAAAAGGAUAUCUUACAAAUUGAUGAAUUGGUUUACCACCAAAAAGCUUCGGCAGCAACAGACAGAUUCUUGAUAUGGCCACGCCUUGACUGUGGCAGAUCGGAGCAUAAUUGGACCGUAAUCUGGGCUAUAGCUAACCUUGUGGAGUUAUCAGAAGAGACAGCCGCUCCACUGUCGCCGCCUCGUAUAGCAAGAGAGACGUUGAACAAGCGACAACGUCUCACAUCGAUGGUAGAUGAGAUUCACCGCGAUUGUGCUGCAUCCUCAGGUGCCAAAAGGAUCUGUGCUCUCCAGUUAAUCCCGCUUCUUCCGAGACACCAUGCUAGUGACGACUCGAAGUCAUCGUUGCUUCAGCGGUUGAUACCGAAUAUUCUUGACGACAAUAGCAUAUUAGCCUCCUGGACAAUGAUAGCUAUUGCAAGUCUUGCUGGCAGCCCCCAUGCAGACUCGUCAUCAUUGAGAGUAUUUUGGCAACAAGCCUGGGAUCUCACAUGUCGUGCUUCAACUUCUCAAGCCACUUCUAGGGCUUCCUGUAUUCUCAUGAAUAGCAUUCUUGAAUACAACCUCUUAGAAUACCCGGUAGUAGCAGAAGCAACGAGCUCAAUGCUAACAUCUGUCAAUUUAAACGGCCCGUCUACCAUGUCUGAUUCGUCGUUGAGUUUAUGGGCCACAACAAUUCGAAUGACUGCUCAAAUAAAUCCAGGCUCCCUUCCAAAUGCGUCAAAGCAAAUUUGCGCCUGGCUGCGAGAUGUCUGGACAAUCGGAACAGUAACUGAUCGAAUACAAUUGGCUCAACUUGCUGCAUUCGCCCGCCCCCUGGACCUUAUGAACCUGCUUCUAGCCUGCACCAAUAGACAUUAUGUCCCACCUAAGGCCCAGUUCAGAGGGCCGGUUAGCCUCAUUGCCAAAGGCUGGCACUUUCUCCGCAAGAACAGGCUACUGUUGGAUUAUCUCUUCCAGAUUGAAGGCGUGCUGGGUUUCGAUGUGCAUGAUACGCAAGAUACCAUCCACUUGGCAACAUUUUCACGACAUGACCCCAACGAUAAUAUGGUUUUGGAUCUGUUACAAGCAAAAUCCGAAAUUUUCUUGCAAACUUUUCAGUCAUUAUACGAAGAUAAAUCCCAUCAUAUAACAGUGGACAUCGUGCAAAUAGUUGCGUCUUUCUGUAUUCUCGUUGCUCUGUACACGGAAUGCCUGCCUCAGCAAUCUGCACCACGACUCCAAAGCCUACGACAAAACAGCGAUCGCCUGUGGGAAACCAUAUGCUCCUUCCUAGCCUCUCGCGAAUUUGAAUUUGUUCAAGGCUGCCUAACGCUUUUGUCGCCAUUCCUUGAUCCUGAAAAACUCCCUUUCAAUCCCGAAUCCAUCGUCUCAAAAGCUCUUUAUAUACUUAUCCCUCCAUUAGCGGGCCUUUUAGAGAGCCAUCGAAGAAGCCAGAGAGAGAGGCUAGCACCUCAGAAUGAAGAGGCUAUGGACUUGGAGGAUACUUUAUUUACUUCAAAAGAUCGACUGGCGGAUGCCACCUGCAUCAUUAAGUCUAAUAGAGAGGCGCUACCCUUGUUCCAUGAUUUUCCCUCCUUUCAACGGUGUAUCACCAUUCAGCUCUCUGUCUUCCAGAGAGUACACGCAUUCUUAUGCAGCCCCCAGCAGUCUUCCAGUAGGGCUCUGGUUGAGUACUUACAUGAUUUAGACGAAGUUGACAUCUUAGCCGCCGCGGACUUCCUGCCUCAUGUCUACUGUGCGAUUUCUGGAAUAGACCGCAAUUCGUUACUCCACAUCCUUGAGGACUUGGCUGAAAAGUGCCUACAGACAUAUGAGUUAGAGCGCUGUGAGGCUUCCCACCUUCUUUGUGUUCAUAUGAUGCGCAUUUUUGUCAAGUCAUGGGUCAAUUCAGAAGUCGAUGCUUUCAGUGACUCUGCCUCUGACAUUUAUGCAUGGCUCAGAGAUGUAUUGUUGGCAAAGGACCUGGCGUCACCUUCAGUUCUAGUUGCGUUCAGUGAACUCCUCGUGGAUGUUAUCAACAACGACGCCUCAUACUCAAGCAGUGAAUCAAGCACAUCCCCCCGAACCAACCUUCUGGAGAUUUUGAAGAAAGGCAGCAUACCAGUUAAGUUUAAUGUUGGGAAUCUAAUUCCCCAAUUGUUUGGCCAGUAUCCACUAAACGACCAUGAUUUCAUAUUUAACGACGUGCUGAGACAUCUUCCUAAAGAAUCAGAUUGGGUAGAGGGCAUUGCCCUUCGUUUGUUCAUUUUAGGCCAAUUAGCUUCGCGGUGGCAUACCUUACUGCGAAAGAGCAUUUACCAUUUGUUUGAAACUCCGGCACACGUACCACAUUCGCUGCGGUAUGCUGAGAAGUGUAUACGUGGUGUAGCCAGAACGCUUGGACUCAAAGAUGCGAAAGAGCUCUUCCGGUUAUUCUCUUCUCAAAUCCUCUACACCUGGACAGAGCAAGAAUCAACCAUAACUAUGCCUUUCAGCAUCUUCGGCUAUGCAGAUAUCGAAGACAUGUUGGGUGAUGUACAAGACGAAAUUGUUGGUCAAGUUAUGAUGCGUGCAAGAGAAGACGAGGAGAUGGAGCUCUCGAAACAUAUAGGAAAGCCUUUCAUUAAGCUUUUGGCAGCAUCUUUCUACAAGGCGGAAGCCUACAGUAUCGCCCGAGACAUUAGUACCCCCCCUGAGCAGGGUAGCCAGCCUAAGGGCGCUGAGACCCGGCUCAAAAAGAUACUAGGGACUAACUACUUUAUGGAAUUGGUCGAUCGGCAAUUUCCACAGAUGAUAGCAACUUUUUUCGGGUCGCUCGAUCAAUAUGAACAAAUAGAGAGAGCACUCUCAAAACGUGUGGAGUUUCAGGAUUCUCUUAAGGUUUUAAGAUGCAUUGUCGGCAAGAGCGCUUCAAAAAUCGUUCUUCCAGCAAACCAACAACCCUCAUUCAGGGCUCGAUAUCUCAUUGAUGAGCUAGAGUUUCUCUGUAAACGCAGCGGGUACGAGCUUGGGACAAUUUGGACGCCUGCUCUGGCUUCUUAUGUUUGCCGAACUCUCUUAGAAUCAAUCCAUCCAGCACUCGGUUCUUUCCAUGCUUGUUCUGUGAUCCGAAAGAUUAGGAUACUGCUUUCCGUGGCCGGGUCUGUCAUGCUGAGGGACUAUCCGUUUGAGAUGGCUAUACAAUCUAUGCAGCCGUUUCUGGUAGAUAUCUAUUGCUCAGAAGAUGCAUUAGGAAUCUUCUGGUAUUUGUUGGAGGCUGGACAGCCUUAUUUGACAGAGACCCCUAGUCUCAUGGCUGGGAUUACAGUCUCCACAUUGCUGUCCUUAAAGAGGUUUCUGACGUCUCCACCAGCGGAUACAGCUCAGCAGAGUCAAUCGAAAGUGGUAAUGUCAAAUACGCAACGAUUCCUUGAGUGGUUUGAGAAUUACUUGCAUUCUUACGAGUCGUCCUUGGAUCCAGAAAUAAGGGAGCCUUUUUGUCGGUUGGUAAAGUCUUCACAGGUUGCUAGCUCAGCUGAACCGCGCUCAGAUAACAAAAACGAGCGUGAUAUGAUUUUAGAAAUCCUUGAUGACCGGAGUUCUGAGAACAGUCUUCUGAGCAAGCCUGUCUCCGACCACGUCAUAGCACUGCUCUGCGCUGACUCGAAGGAGCCUCUUGAAUACCGUGACAAGUUUAACGAAACCGACAAAGACACGGCUUCUAACAUAGUAGCCAUCUACCAAACUUUGCAGAAUCUCGACACCGGGUCUAGAUACCGGUUAUGGGCUGCGAAAGCCAUCGGGCGCGCUUUUGCUUCCACAGGCAAAAUCAGUGACGUUCUUCUCAGGGAGCAAGAGCUGACCCUCUUCAAAUCUCAACAAUCACAGUUGCGCUUAGGGGUUCACUGCCAUUCUAAAGCCAGCAUACUUCAAAUACUAUGCAGCAUGGUGCAAAACAGCAGUCGUAUAGAAGUGGGACUCGUUGAGCGAACAUUACAGCUCAUCAUAAGUAAUCUUGCCAAGUAUCCGGAUUUCGAGCAAUGCGCUGGUAUCGUGCCUUUGUCCUUGAUGAAAGCCUUCACGUGGAGCCCCUACCAGUGUCCGCCUAUGCCGUUUUUUGCUUUAGACACAGAAGAGCACGAUGCUAAAGUCAGCUGGAAGUCAAGCAAACCCUUAUCUCAGUGGGCUCGCAGUAUAGCGCUGCUCUUGUCAAAAGCUGCAUCUGAAGACCCUGUCAUCGGGUCACUAGGCCACAUUCUCUAUGCUAUCCCUGAUUUGGCCAUUCAAAUCCUGCCAUACAUGCUUCAUGAUGUCUUACUUGCAGAACUUCAGGGAGAAGCGAAUGUCCGCCAGACAAUCUCCGAGAUAUUCAAACAAGCUCUAUCUGAUGUCCAUGACAGUACUAUCCAACAUGCACGACUUGUCAUCAACUGCAUUCUCUAUCUUCGAAAUCAGCCGAAGCUAAAUGAGGCGACAAUAGUAGAGCGUGAUGAAUGGCUCGAGGUAAACUUCGUAGAGGCAUCAUUGGCUGCCAGCAGGUGCUGUUUACCAAAGACAGCACUCCUCUUCCUUGAGAUACAUGCAUCUCGCAUAGUUUCUAGCUCGCGCCGUUCCUCGCUUACCAAAUUCGAUGCUCCCUCUGACAUGUUACAGGAAAUAUUCAAGGAAAUAGAUGAUCCUGACUUUUUUUACGGAAUCCAACAGAGCCCCUCUUUGGACUCGGUUAUGGAAAGACUCCAGCAUGAAAGCUCGGGGUUUAAGAGUCUCCUCUUUCAAAGUGCGCAGUAUGAUAGUGAGAUCCAGAUGUCAGAGGACGCAAACGCCUACGGCGUUCUUAAGGCACUUAACUCGACAAAUUUGCAGGGAAUCGCCAAUUCUAUCUUUUCUGCAUCCGGUGGAGGCCUCCAGGAUACAUCGGGCUCAUUUGACAGUAUGCUACAAGCUGCAAUGAAUCUACGGCAAUGGGAUAUUCCCGUGUCGCCCUUGAAUCCCUCACCUUCCGCCACUGUCUUCAGAGCUUUCCAGAGCCUUAACACAUCUGGAACCUUGACUGAGGCCACUAAGUGUAUCAACGAAUGUCUUUUGACAAGCUUAGACUCCCUUACAAGCACAGGUCGAUCGGCCAAGUCUCUGCGCACUGCGAUGAGGGUUCUUGGGAUCAUCACUGAAAUUAGUGACGUCUUGAAUGCCAAAUCCACAGAAGAAAUCAACUGCGAGUGGCAGAGCAUUGCUGCCAGGGACUCUUGGAUGAAGACCACUAGUGUCCAUGAAAUCGGUGAAAUAUUAAACUCUCACGAAGCUCUCUUCUCAUCAAUCAAACGAAAGGUGCAUUUAAGAUCCUUGACCAAUAUAAGCAAUCAUGAUGCACAGCUUCUGGAGGUUAAAGCCAUUCGCCAAUCACUCCAGGUCACCAGAGACCAAGGCAUCCAACAAGCUUCACUAAAAUCGGCGGUUUGCCUCUCUAAGCUCGCACACCAAUGCUCCUCGCUAGGAAUCAAUAUUGAGGGGGCAGCAAAGUUCGAUCUGGCUAAUGUUUUAUGGGAUCAAGGCGAAAUGGCUGUAUCCAUUCGGAUGCUCAAUCAGCUCAAAGACCAAAAUGAUCUGCAUAAGCAGGUUGUACCAAUCAGUCGUGCAGAGCUUCUGGUGACUUUAGGCCACCAUGUUGCGGAAGCGCGUCUCGAGAAACCAGAAGUUAUCAUCCAAGACUACUUAAUAGCCGCAGUCAAGGAGCUAAAAGGUCGCACUGGGGGUGAAGAGGCCGGUAGAGUCUACCAUGGGUUCGCCACGUUUUGUGAUCAGCAGCUACAGAACCCCGACGGGCUGGAAGAUUUCACGCGAGUUGAGCAAAUACGUAACCGUAAGGAAAAGGAGGUGCGAGCAUUGGAGGAGAUGAUGAAGACCGCAGAAGGAAGAGAGAGAGAGGCUCUUAAAUUCCAUCGAACAAGAACGAAGCAAUGGUUCGAUCUUGAUGAUCGCGAAUAUCAACGUCUGCGACGAAGUCGGGAAGCCUUUCUGCAGCAAUGUCUCGAAAACUAUCUUCUUUCUCUGAGGGAAAGUGAAACUUACAACAAUGACGUCCUCCGUUUCUGUGCGCUGUGGCUUGAUAAGUCUGACAGUGACAUCGCAAAUGUGGCUGUUUCUAAACAUCUCAGCCAAGUCCCAAGUCGGAAAUUUGCCCCCUUGAUGAAUCAGUUAACCUCGCGCCUGCUAGAUGUGUCUGAUGAUUUUCAGAAAAUGCUCUUCUCUUUAAUUACUCGCAUUUGUGUUGAACACCCAUUUCACGGUAUGUAUCAGAUAUUUGCGAGCAGCAAGUCCAAGGGAGGUAAGGAUCAAUCUGCUCUGUCGCGCAAUCGAGCGGCUGGAAAGUUGGUGGAAGGUCUGAAGAACGACAAGCGCAUAGGGCCAACAUGGGUUGCCGUUCACAAUACGAAUAUAAACUAUGUACGGUUUGCUAUUGAUAGGCCGGAUGAAAAGCUGAAGAGCGGCGCAAGGGUUCCACUGAAAAAGUUACAGACUGGUCAACGUCUGGAGCAGGAUGCUGCGACACAGAAAUUACCACCGCCCACAAUGCACAUCGGUAUCCGGGUUGAUUGCGAUUACAGUGAUGUGCCUAAGCUUGUUAGGUAUCAUCCUGAAUUCACAAUUGCAUCUGGUGUCAGUGCGCCAAAGAUCGUCUCCGCCUUUGCAAGCAAUGGUUUACGAUACAAGCAACUGUUCAAAGGAGGAAAUGAUGACUUGCGGCAAGACGCUAUCAUGGAGCAGGUAUUUGAACAGGUUAGCAACCUGCUUAAGGACCAUCAGGCUACUCGGCAGCGAAACCUAGGUAUUCGCACAUACAAAGUUCUCCCUCUUACAUCAAAUGCGGGAAUAAUCGAAUUCGUGCCUCACACUAUCCCACUGCACGAUUAUCUGUUGCCUGCCCAUCAAAAGUUCUAUCCGAAGGACAUGAAACCAAACGUGUGCCGUAAACAUAUUAGCGAUGUUCAGACGCGGUCACUUGAACAACGCGUGAGGACAUACCGACAAGUUACCGAACAUUUUCAUCCUGUCAUGAAGUAUUUUUUCAUGGAGAAAUUCAACAACCCAGACGACUGGUUUGGCAAGAGGCUCGCGUAUACACGGAGCACCGCUGCGAUUUCAAUACUGGGUCAUGUUCUUGGACUUGGCGAUCGCCAUGGCCAUAACAUCUUGCUUGACGAGCGGACUGGUGAAGUGGUGCAUAUCGACUUAGGCGUUGCAUUCGAGCAAGGCCGAGUGCUACCGGUUCCAGAGGUCGUCCCAUUCCGUUUGACACGAGAUCUUGUCGAUGGGAUGGGAGUUACUAAAACGGAGGGUGUCUUCCGCCGUUGUUGCGAAUUCACGCUCGAGGCUUUACGGGAGGAGUCUUAUAGUAUCAUGACCAUCCUUGACGUGCUUCGUUAUGAUCCACUGUACAGCUGGACUGUAUCUCCUUUGAGGAUGAGGAAAAUGCAAGACGCCCCAGAAGCUGGCAGCGGACCGCCCGUAUUGCCCGGUGCUGCCGAUCAACGGUCAACCAAUGAACCAAGUGAAGCCGAUCGUGCGUUGACAGUCGUGGCAAAGAAAUUGGGCAAAACACUGAGUGUUACGGCAACUGUAAAUGAGCUGAUUCAGCAAGCGACGGACGAGAAGAACCUUGCGGUCCUCUAUUGCGGUUGGGCUGCCUAUGCUUAA